Molecule: messenger RNA, 2954 nt
Organism: Thamnophis sirtalis
Lineage: Eukaryota; Metazoa; Chordata; Lepidosauria; Squamata; Natricidae
Gene: UBE3D
Product: ubiquitin protein ligase E3D
Biological process (GO): proteasome-mediated ubiquitin-dependent protein catabolic process; protein autoubiquitination; protein monoubiquitination
Cellular component (GO): ubiquitin ligase complex; nucleus; cytosol
Molecular function (GO): cyclin binding; ubiquitin conjugating enzyme binding; ubiquitin protein ligase activity
Source: RefSeq, a predicted model, not a curated record
UGCUUUCUCUCGAACUGGAGUCAGUGGCUACGGGGAUGAAGGCGACUCUGUUCUUGGAGAUUAGGGAGAAGAUGAAGAGCGGAUUGCUGAUUAUUCGUGAAUUACAUCCAGAAAGCUGGCCUGUGGAUAUUACUCUGAUGCCUUCUUUAAUAGAGCUAAAAAGCGAUAAAGCUAGUAGAGCUUUCGGCCUUCCGCCAGAGGUCAGUAUUGUGCCUUCUUCCUGUCGAGGACUGCAAUAUCAGCCAGGGGAAGGCUUACAUAUGAGGCUGCUUGUUCAAGCAGAUUUCAGUACAAAAUUGACGCCAGCUGUUGGUAACGGCCUAAAAUCCAAAAAGAGUUGUACUUUUUUCUGUCAAUGUUGCGGGGAAAGUGUAAUUAAUAAUAGGACAUUUCUCCGGGUUCUUUCACUUCCUUUUGAGAACUGGAAUGAUUUGGUUGACGAAUGGUGUUGCCAUCCUAACCCUUUCAACGAUAGCCUGCUUCAUCCCCAAAUUGAUGACUGUUUUCUUGGGCACAAUUACCUCCUGAUUAGUUCAAGAACGGAGUUAUCAGGAACAGAAUCUGGAAGGCUUCAUUCAGAGGAUGAGUGGACUACAAGUAGUGAGUCUCUCUUGAAUUCACAGGCAAAUAGUAAAAUAAUUUGCAAGCGCUGCAAGACGUUGUUGGGAGAAACUAUGCCCUCAGGUAUCAUAAAAUACUAUUUCACAGAAUUGCUUAUUCAGCCAUCUGAAGACAGCUUUUGCAUAAUACCAAGGUCUUCCUUUAUACAAACUGUUGUAGCCAAAUGCUUCAUGGAACUUACAUUUUCUAGAAGCACGUUUAGGUUCAGCAUCCAAGGAAUGGAUGGCACCGUCUAUAUCUUGAUCUGGGUACUGAAUUGUGACACGCUGAUGGUGGAAACGUCAGGAACCCCAGUUUCCAAAAAUGUUUUUACAUUACUUGAACCUGAGCUGUCAUCUCCUGUAAGGCCUGCUGAGCUUCAUAAGGCUGUUAAAGUUCUUUACCAUCCUUGUACUGAGAACAGAAACAAGGAUCUUGUUGAUGCAUGGAGGGAAGAUAUUGGAGUCUCUCCCCUCACAUUUCCAUCAAAAACCUGUUUGGAACUUCUGUUGAUACUAUCUCAGAGUAAUGCUUCGUUGCCUCCUUCUCUUCGCUGGAUGAAUUCUUUCCAGGUUGCAUUUCUGAAAAUGUACCAUGACCUGUAAAGAAAAACAACCGUCUUUUUUUCUGUCAAGAAUUGUGGAAUAUUAGACCUCAAGUGAAGAUUAUCUUUCUCAAAGUGGUACCAACCAUCCUGAAUCAAAAGCUGGAUAUUUCAGCUUUUUUAUUGAUUUUGGAGUCUUCUGAUGUUCAGAAAAUUUGACAGAGGCAAGUUCUUCAAGCAUCGUUGUAAAACCAGAGUUCAGAGAGUGAAUUAAUUUGAAAUGUCAGGAGUCUGAGAUCACUGUAACUAAUAUCCUACUAAUUCCCCCAAGAGAAGUCAAUUAUCUCCUGAAACAACAUCAGCUUUACAAAGAAGGCUUCAUAAGUAGCUCCUUUGCCUUUUUUGAGGAAUUAGGAACCGGCUGCCAGGGACUAGACAUUGGAUAUUUUAAUGUCCAAAUGGAAAAGUAAACUGCAACCUCUUUUGGUAAGCUGUGUUUUAGUUAAAAUUGAGAGUUUCUGCAAAGCAAAGGGGUUAAAACAGGACUUCUCAGAGUGUGAAUUGGGUUUCUCUCAGUACCUCCAUCACCUUCCACUGGAGAAUCUCAAGCAACCUAGAGUGUCACAAUUUUGUAAAAACAAACAAACAACAACAUGUAAUGGGACUUGUGUGGAAAAUAUGAGAGCACUAUCAAAACCCACUUUGAGCUUUGCUGUUCAUUUGUUUGAGUGGUCCCAGAGGGAAGAGUUGCUGUACCCUAAUCUUUAAAAAUUCCUGUGAUGUAUGAAGUAAAAUUGAAUUCCUAGAAGUGAUAGAUUUAUUUAUUCUUUGCACAUUCUUAACACUGAUGAAAGCAAUACUUUGAUUUGGUGGGAAUACUCAACACACAACUUCAUUUAUUAUUUUAGGGAGUGACAGAGUUGAAGAUCCAUUGGAGUAAAGGUUGUUUUCCAUAUGCAUGCAUGAUUUCUCAGUGAGCUGUGAGUGAUAGUUACAAAGAAUUGAGUAUGAAUGAUAGGAAGUAGAUGAAACUGGGAUAUGAUGUGAUGGGUAUACUCCGAUGUGCCCAACUAGAAAGAAUGAAGUUCCUCCAAGAAUGAUGAAGAUGAAGAAGAUUUUGAGGAGAAUGUUUCAUCCUUAGAACUAGACAUGUUAUAAAAAGGAGUGGGAUGUCUCAGAACCAUGCAAGCAGUGGUGAAAUCCUCUGAAGUCUACUACCGGUUCGGUGAGUCUGCUACCAAGCGCACGCUUUGCGCAUGCAUACAUACUUUAUAUGCAUGCACGCCUGCACAGCGCUAAAAAAGGAAAAUUUUGAAGCCUUCCAAGUUUGCAAAGAUAAGUAGAAUAGCAAGAGGAAGGAGUCCACUAGGCCAAAUUAGCUAGAAAGCAGGAAAUUGAACAAUUGUAGCUAAUAUAAAUGCGUAUCACAGCUGAGGUCACCCAACUGAUCAUUGGAAAUACCAUUGGAAUUAAGCAUUUUUUACUACUGGUUCAGGAGAACUGGCCUUUGUUUCCCUAUAUUUAAUAUCAAAAAUUAAGGGUUUUCCCCUUCUUUUUUGGACAACAGGAAAUAUGAAUCCAUGUACUGUAUAUAAGAGGGCCGCGGUGGCUCAGUGGCUAAGAUACUGAGCUUGUCGAUCAGAAGGUCGGCAGUUCAGCGGUUCGAAUCCCUAGCGUCACAUAACGGAGUGAGCUCCUGUUACUUGCCCCAGAUUCUGCCCAACUAGCCCACCUAUCAGUUCGAAAACACAUAAAAAAUGCAAGUAGAAAAAUAGGGACCACCUUGGUGGGAAGUUAACAGUGCUCUUUG